This is a messenger RNA of Plasmodium gallinaceum, 2736 nucleotides long. RefSeq names its product HAD superfamily protein, putative. The record is from RefSeq and is a predicted model, not a curated record. Lineage: Eukaryota; Apicomplexa; Aconoidasida; Haemosporida; Plasmodiidae. Gene Ontology annotation, molecular function: phosphatidate phosphatase activity. The transcript is spliced from 5 exons. The coding region runs from base 1 to 2736 and encodes 911 amino acids.
AUGUGGGGAAAAAUAGUUAGCAGCGUUUCAAAUGCUCUUGAUUUUAACCAAGCUACGUUAAGUGGAUGUAUAGAUAUUAUUUGUAUUGAAUCAGAAAUUGUUAAUAGUUUAAAAAAUGAUAAAAUAGAAGUGGUAUAUAAAUCAACUCCAUUUCAUGUACGAUUUGGAAAAACAAAAUUAUUAAGAUCCAAAGAAAAGAUUGUUAGUAUUUUAGUUAAUGGAAAAAGUACUAAUUUACAUAUGAAAUUAGGUAGUGCUGGUGAGGCUUAUUUUGUUGAAAAAACUUAUGAAGAUGUAGAAGAAGAAUUAGAAACAUCACCACUUUCAUCUCCUCGUAAUGAAUAUAAUAACCAAAAUUGUGAUCAACAUAUUGAUAGUUGUAGUGUUAAUGAUUCUGUAAAUAAUUAUAAAAUAGAUGAAGAUUGUGAUCAAAUAUUUAUUAAUACGACAGAAGGAAAAAAAUUAAAUGAAAAAAAUUAUAAAGUAGAAAGAAAUAAAGUUAAAAAGAAUAAUAAAGAAAAAAAAAAAAAAAAUGAAUAUAACAAAAUAGAUGAAGAAGAACAAAAAGAAAAUAUAGAGAUGGAAGAUGAAGAACUAGAUGAUGAAAAAAAAAAAAUAGAAGAUGAAGAUCAAAACGUAAAUUCAGAAUGGUCUUGGUCAUGGGGAAGAUUACCUCAUUUAAAAACACAUGAUUAUAUUUCUGACAAUUGCACUGUUAUUUCUUCAAAUAAUAAAAAUAAAAAAAAAGAAAAACUAAAAAAAUUAUAUAAAAAAAGUGAGUCUGUUAAUGAACACACUUUUUGCAAAGAAAAAAAAAAUUAUAUAAAUAAAAGAAAUUUAAGUGAAAUUAAUAUAAAAAAAAAUACAAAAAAGGAUAAAGAAAUAAAAAAUAAUAAUUUAAAUAAUAAAAGUAAAGAUAUAAAGAAAUAUAAAGGUGAUAUGAUAGACCAUUUUAAAAAAGAACAUAAGAGUAGAAAUAAUAAAGAAUUUUACAAUAAAAACGAUGAGUAUGUGAAAAAAGAGUGUAAAACCAUAGAUUCGACAAGAAGAAAUGAAAAGAAUUCAUAUAAAACUGAAAAGGGAAAAAUAAAUGAAUAUGAUAAUAACAAAAAGAGAGAGAGUACUAGUCUAUACCAACCAGUUAAUAAAGAUAAUAGCAAAGAAAAAAGUUACAAUGUGGAUAAAGAAAGUUUAAAAUUAGAUUUAAAAAAAAUAAAAGAAAAAGAAAAAGUAGGAAAAAAAUCAAAUAUAUUAGUAGAUGAUUAUUACGAUAGAGAAGAGGAAUCUAAUGAGGAAGAUAAUAAUCAUUUUUACUCGAAAGAACAGGAAUAUAAUAUUGAUGAUGAUAUACAAAAUAGGAUAGAAUGCAGUUUAUGUGGUCAUUUACUAAUUAAUCAAAAUGCAGAUAAUGAACACAACGAUUACAGUAUAGAAAUACAUAAUAAAAAUAUAUUUGAAGCAAAUAUAGUUACAUAUGAUCAAAUAGAUAAAAACUCUAAUUUGUGGUAUCAUCCAUCUCUUGUUUUUCGAUUUGAUAAAAAAGAUCCGUAUUAUCCGUCUAGGGUUGCAUUACCCUUAUUAGCAUCAUGGGUUGUGUUUAAUCAACCCUUAUCUAUUUUGGCAGUUGAAAAGUUAUUAAAUUCUUCCUUAACGUUAAUGGAAAUAAAAGAUAAAAGCUGGAGAAAUUGGUUUGGUGUAUCUAACGCAGAAUAUGAUAAUAGCUUAAGUAUCAGAAAUUUAAAUAAAGAUACAAAAGAGGAGGAAGUUAUAAAUGAAAAUAAAAAAAAAGAAGGAAAAAUAAAUAAAAAUGAUUUUAAUGAAUCGCUAGAUAUAAAGAAUAAAAAAUUGAAAAAAAAUGUGCAACACUUAUCAUAUAAUGAAAACGAAAUAAUUAAAAAGGAUAUCAAAAAUAAUGAAGAAAAAUUAAAAGUGAGAUAUCGAAAAUCAUUAAGACCAACUUCUGAACAAUUGCAAUCAUUAAAUUUAAAAGAAGGAGCUAAUACUAUUACCUUUUUAGUUACUUCAUCUUUACAAGGCACAAAAAGCAUAAAUGGUACUAUAUAUUUAUGGAAAAAAAAUGCAAAAAUUGUUAUAUCAGAUGUCGAUGGAACAAUAACUAGAUCAACAGUAUUAGGUCAUAUAAUGCCUAUAGUAGGUAAAGAUUGGUCUCAUGUAGGUGUUUCACAAUUAUUUAACAAAAUAAAUAAUAAUGGAUAUCAUAUUCUAUACUUAACUGCAAGAGCUAUUGGUCAGGCAGAUUCAACUAGAGAAUAUUUAUUUCGUUUAAAAAGAAACGAUAAUAAUAAAUUACCAGAUGGUCCUUUAAUACUAAGCCCAGAUAGACUCUUUCCAUCAUUUAAAAGAGAAGUUAUAGAUAAAAAACCAUAUAUUUUUAAAAUUGCAGCACUUAGAGAUAUACGAAAUUUAUUUCCUAUUAAUCAUAAUCCUUUUUAUGCUGCCUUUGGAAAUACAGAAAGUGAUCAUAGAGCUUAUAUAUCUGUUGGUGUUCCAGAAGCUAAAGUUUUUAUUAUAGAUAAUAGAGGCAUUGUUCAUCAUGUCAAUUCUACAUAUGCUAAAACUUAUGAAACUAUGAGUGAAAUAACGGAGCACAUGUUUCCAUGUAUAAAAAAUGAUAAAAAAAGAGAAGAUGAUGAUCAAUACAAUUCCUUUCAAUAUUGGAAGAUAAAUAGCUUAACUUUUUAUGAAAAGUAUAUGAAUAUCAGUGAUAGUAAUUGA